AUGCAAUUGCUUCAACUGUAUCACCGCCAUCCCCAUCAAAAUCGAAAGGCUCCUAAAUACAAUUUAAAGAAUCACACUGAUAAUUUUCAAGCUAAUCGAGUUGAAAGAAAUAUAAGUACAUCUAUUCUACCAACAAAACUCCGUUCAGUGUUCAGUUUUCAAAACUUUAAUAGAAUGCAAAGCGAAUCAUUUAAUCAUGUCUAUAAAUCUGAUAAUAAUUGUGUGGUGAGUGCCCCUACGGGAUCAGGAAAGACUGUUUUGUUUGAGUUGGCUAUUCUAAGGUUGUUUGGUAUGGAUAACAACUGUGCAGAGAUGAACACUUGGAAAGUUCUUUAUUUGGCUCCUACUAAAGCAUUAUGCAGUGAGAAAUAUGAAAGUUGGAAGCAGAUUUUUGAUGGUCUCGAUAUCUCAGUAGUGGUUUUGACAGGUGAUACAACAUUCUUAGAAGCGGAUAAUGUCAAAAAGUCUAACAUAAUCGUAUCAACUCCUGAAAAGUGGGAUCUUCUUACUAGAAGAUGGGCCGAUUACGAGAAAUUGUUUAGUUUGGUUCGUCUUCUAUUGGUUGAUGAGAUACAUAUACUAAUUGAUGAGAUACAUAUACUAAAGGAUGCUAGAGGUUCUACCUUGGAAGUUCUCAUUACAAGGAUGAAGAAAUUUUGUCCUAACGUUAGAAUUUUAGCUUUAUCAGCUACAGUACCAAAUGUGACUGAUAUUUCACAGUGGUUAAAGUUGAAGAACAAUUCUACUCACCCUUCUAUUGCAUUGUCUUUUAAUGAUGGAUACAGAGCAGUUGAAUUGGAAAGAAUAGUCUAUGGAUUUAAACCACAAACUGAGAAUGAUUUUCAAUUUGACUAUCUAUUGAAUUCCAAGCUAAUUGAAAUUAUAAGAGAUAGCAGUUUAGGCAAAUCGGUGCUUAUAUUUUGCCCUACUAGAAGUAGUGCUACCAACACUGCUAAAUAUCUUUAUACUAAUUACGAAGGUGUUUUCGGAAGGGUCUCAAAAUCUUUUGAUAAAUACAAAAAUAAAGACUUAGGAAAAUAUGCAACCAAAGGCAUUUGCUUUCAUCAUGCUGGUAUAUCAUAUGAUGAUAGGAGAGUAGUUGAAAAAGAAUUUCUUGAUGGUCACAUCGGUGUCUUGUGUUCAACUACGACAUUAGCAAUAGGAAUUAAUUUGCCGGCAUAUCUAGUUAUAAUCAAAGGAACUAAAUGUUGGUUAAAUGGCGGUUUCACAGAAUAUGCAGAGACUGAUAUAUUGCAGAUGGUUGGAAGAGCAGGCAGGCCCCAGUUUGAAACUAAAGGUGUUGCUGUGAUUUUAACUACUUUAAAAGAGAAACAAAAGUAUGAAAGGUUGGUUAAUGGUAAUGAAAAGAUUGAAAGCAGCUUACAUUUGAACUUUGAAGAAAACUUGGUGGCAGAGAUCAGCUUGGGUACAAUAAAAAGCAUUGAUGAUGCUUUGACCUGGAUUCGAUCAACCUUUUUCUACGUGAGAUUUAUUGCCAAUCCAGCUUAUUACUUGACGGUUCCAGUUGUUUCGAAUUCUGAUAAUCUUUCUCAACGUCUUGAAAACUUUUGCAAAGAUAAAUUGAACCUUUUACUUCAAGAACAGAUGAUUUUGUCUUCGGUAGAAACCUAUAAAUGUACUCCGUAUGGCACUGCGAUGUCAAAGCAUUAUAUUUUGUUUAAUAGCAUGUGCUCCAUCAUACGUACAACUAAAUUUCAAACUGUUAGGGAAUUGUUACUUUUGAUAUCGCAUUGUGACGAAUUCAAGGACCUGAAACUAAGAGCUCUGGAGAAGAAGCUAUUUCGUGAGAUAAAUCUGUCGCCAUUCAUUAGAUUCCCGAUUGAAAAGGAUGACUUCAAAAAUGAGGCAAAGAUAAUGUUAUUGAUUCAGUACGAACUUGGUAGUGUAGAGUACCCCACAUAUAAUGGGGCUCUUAAACAUCAUCCAACAUUCUUAAGUGAUAAAAUGUAUGUUUUCAAGCAAGUUCCUAGAAUUUUAAGAGCAAUGAUUGAUGUGUUUAUCGCCAGGAAAGAUUAUAUAUCUCUUGUCGGCUGUAUGAAUCUUUCUAGAUGUAUACAAGGGAAAUGUUGGGAAGGAAGUACUUCAGAAUUGAAGCAAAUUUCAGGUGUUGGUUCAGCAUAUAUCAAGAAAUUUGAAAAACACAACGUAAAUAGUCUAGAGAAGGCCAGAAAAUUAACUUCAAGCCAAAUUGAAUAUUACUUGGGUUUAAAGAUAGGUGGAAGCUCAAAGAUUUGUGCAAGCUUGAAGUCCCUUCCUGAGUUAAGGUUAGAAGGUAAUUCAGCGGUAGUUAAUCUAUCUAUAUCAAUUUCAGUUGAGAAUGCAAAACAGUCUUCAACCUUGAAAGGCAAGUACCAAAUUUUGAAUGUGGUUUCUGGGAUUUCUACCGGCCAAUUGGUAGACUUCAGGCGAAUUGCUAUUUCAAAACUUCAAGAUGGGGAGCUGAAGUCUUUCACUCUCUCUAUUUCUGUCAAUAAUCAUAACUCUCUGAUAGUUACCUCUAUAUCUUCAGAAAAUAUUGCUGGAAUAAUUGCCAAUUCUAGCAUACUGUUAAGGACUCUUUUUGCCAAUAAUGAAUUGCUAAGCCAAGAGUUCGAAGAUAAUGACGAAGUAGGUCAAAGUGAAAGUUGGAAUACGGAACGGGAUUUAGUUAUAACCUCAUAUACUGCGUCGGAUAAUAAAUCUUCAAUCACAAAGAUAAAGGAGGAGUCUGUUGUUACUGAAGAAGUUGAUAUAGUACAACAAGAUAAGAGGCGGUAUUUACCAAAUGGCAAUUAUGAAUGUAACCAUGCCUGUAAAGAUAAAGGAUCUUGUAGGCAUUAUUGCUGCAAGCAGGGAAUUCCUGUUCAAGUCCCUAAACUUAAAAGGCAGCGUGCAAACUCUGAUAUCAAGCCUAAAGAUUUGAAUAUAGUGAAAGAAGCAAAUAUCGCUAUUAAAUCAUCUAUGUCAUCUUCUGAGAAUAAUGAUAAAGGAAAUACCGUUCUAGAAGAUGUCAGUCUCAAGAAAAGCUCUGAAAUACAUUUGGUCAGAAGACCACCAAAGAUGAUUAAGUUAUCUGCUGUACGACUGAAGAGUAUUUUUGAGGACUAUGAUAGUGAUCCAUUUGCUGACAAUCAUGAUUUGUUCCAGAGUGCAAAUUCUGUACCUAUAAAACGAGUUCCAGCCAAGGUAUUUACUAUUCAGAAUCGAACCUUAGAUUCAGUAAUACAAAAAUCAUCGAAACUUGAACCUGAAGUAAGCUGCUCCGCUAUAAAUAAGUUAACGUUACCGGAAAUACAAAUAUCAUACCACACUUGUUUCUUAAGUAAAGCGUUUCUUGACUUACAUACCCAAUCUGAAGGAUUCUCACAUAAAGGAAGCUCCAGGACACCAUUAUGA
Molecule: messenger RNA, 3396 nt
Organism: Scheffersomyces coipomensis
Lineage: Eukaryota; Fungi; Ascomycota; Pichiomycetes; Serinales; Debaryomycetaceae
Exons: 5
Coding region: 1-3396 (1131 amino acids)
Molecular function (GO): nucleic acid binding; ATP binding
Source: RefSeq, a predicted model, not a curated record